Molecule: messenger RNA, 7708 nt
Organism: Acipenser ruthenus (sterlet)
Lineage: Eukaryota; Metazoa; Chordata; Actinopteri; Acipenseriformes; Acipenseridae
Exons: 6
Coding region: 2487-4655 (722 amino acids)
Biological process (GO): DNA replication
Molecular function (GO): DNA-directed DNA polymerase activity; DNA binding; nucleotide binding
Source: RefSeq, a predicted model, not a curated record
GUGUGUAUGUGUGCGCGUGUUUAAUAUUUAUGCAGGUGCAACCCAACCGGCACAAAACGUACUUGGCAGCAACUGAAGAUUAAAUAUAAAAAUAUACUUCAAACAGGUAAGGUAUAACUUCAUUACAAGCAAUUGUUAUGUUGUCUAGCCUACCCUACCUAAUUAAACCGCAUUCAGUGGCUACAUUCAACAUGUGAUAUAUUUAAGUAGUUAGUGAAAUUUUCUAAGCAAAAAAAAAAGUAAAUUUUUCAGCCAUCCCAACACUGCCAGUAUUUAAUAUUGUCUAUUUGAAAGUAACACCUAAAUGCCUUUAUACAUACAAGUCUCCAAAUUUGUGCUUACUGGACAUGUUCAAAUUUGACCUCCAUAGCCAAUAGAAAAAAGGCUGAGGGCCGAAAAACAGGUGGGGGUCCACCACCACCACCACUCACAGAGGCUGAAGAGAUGGCCCUCAGUCAAAACAGUGGGCGACCUAUUGCUGAAGGCAUCUCUGGAGGAAGCUCAUCUGACCCAACCACCCCCCAGGACACAAGGGCCUACAUAAGAGGAUAGGUUUUCCUGAUCCGGCCCCCUGUGGUUACAAAUGCAUUUACCGCGGAUCUUUGAGAGUAUAAAGCCCACUGCACAGUGCUAUGCAUACACUUCUGGAAAAGGACGAUUCCUCUCAAGAACCAUAUCCCGUAAAGACCCACUUCAACUAUAAAUGGACGGAGAAUCAACCCGCAACAAUGAAGUUCUAAAUGAUAUCCAGGAGCUUAUAGAAGAACAUUUAAUUUCACACCAGGAGGAAGUAAUUGAACAGCCUCCUACGAUCGUUCCCCUCUCACCUACGUUGGUACCGCUGUCCCCCACAUGGUUUUUGGAGAAUCAAAAUGAAGCUGACUACCUUGAAGAUUCUGAACAAUUGGAACAGUACUUCAUGACAUCUUUCAGCAACCUAGCGUCAGACUCUGAAUUGUCUAAAAAAGAUCCUGAAAAACCCGAAAGGAAAGAUGUUGCCAGUACAUCGGAGGGCCUAGUUAUACAUGUGAAGACCCCCUUAGAUCCUCCCAAUAAACAUCAAAAAUCUGAAAAAAGACCUCUCAAAAAACGGCCCACUAGACGUACACUUCUUGUGGAAAGCGAAUCUUCCGAGGACGAAACAUCCUUCAGCAGAGACCCAGAGUCUAAAAGGCUGCGUAAAAUUUCCGGAAGGUUUCAUACUUCGCUACAAUCAAGAGCCACCCCUACGCUCUCCAAAGUACCACAAAGGCUAAAACCUACGCUUCCCUCAACUUCAACUACUACUAGGUAUCACAGCGUUGAGCUAUUGAAACAUGUACAGCUGACUAUAGAUCAGAUCAUUUACAGACACCCAGCUAUAAGGGCCCUUGUUUCCGACCCAGAAGUGGCUCAGAAUAUACAAACAUUAAUUACCCUAUUGAAAACGUUGGGUUUCUUAAAACAGUAGCAGUGUAUUUAUAGAGCUACAAUGGAACCACAUCGCAAAAAAACUUGUAAAAGGAAACACAUUGAAAUUACUGUUGAUGAUUCUGACAAUGAUGAUGCUGUGAAUGGUGUUCAAAAAAAUAAAAAGGUUUCAAUUGAUCCGAGUCAAACUGUGUCAAAUUCUGUGGUUAAUUCUAUAAUCGUCCCCCAAAAUACCUUAAAUUCUGAUCCCUCAACAAGUUCCCAUACACAUAGUAUGUCUACACCCCACAAUGUCAGACCACACACUGUUCACCCCCAAAAUUUAGCCUGUUUUGAGAAUUUUGACUAUCUAGACAAACUAUUAAAUGAUUUAAAUUAUAACGCGUAUAUUUUACCGUCAAUCAGGGCGCUGAUUGAUGAAAUUUCUACAGAUAUUCCCCCAAUAAAUGACAACUCCACUAAUAUAGACAACAAUAACUCCCAGGGCCCUGGGUUUAUUAAUGAUGCUAAAUUGACUCGGAUCAAUUUUGACUCUUUGGAUAAGCUUUUGCAUGAAAUGUCUAGAGAAAAUCAUGGUACUAUAGAGAGUGUAGAUGAUAUGGAAAAACAAAUAGGGGGAGGCUUAAACGAUGGGACUUACCAUGAUGAUUCUUUUAGCAUAAAAGUCCCUGGGGGUGGUGUAUUACAUGAUGAUCAAGUGGCAGGUCCUUCUGGUUUACAGGCCCCCCAUAGGGAUAACGACGGUGCUAGAAUUGGUGGGGAAGGUGUACAGCGUAGACAUCGACCUAUGUUUAACAAUUUCGAAUUGAAGCAUCCUCUUAACUUUACACAUCUAUAUGAUCUGGAUUCCUACGCUGAAGUUUUUACUGUGCUGCAUGAAACGUUAGAGAAUAUGUUGAGUGAGGUUUCUAGAACGUUAAGACCAGCAGACAUUGUGCAACUUGAAUUACAAGCAGGAUCCUUAGAUAUACCAGUGUAUGUAAAAAUGACUGGAGACAAUUUAAGUCUAGACGAUUUUCUCAGUCAGAUUGAAGCUCUCCUUCAGUCAUAGUGAAAUUUUGGCUGAUGACUCUUUGAUGUUGAUUGUCCAGGUUAUUAGGUGUCCGGAAGGAGGGGGUCUUAGGAGAGGUUUGCAGACCUUAAUGAAAAGUGAGCUUAUUAGAAAAAAAGCCAAGCAUCUGAUUAUAUGUUACAACAGAGACAAUCAAUUAUGUUUUGCCUACAGCGUUCUGAGCUUGUUAUUUCCAGAAUUCAGGGGUGCCUAUGAUACGUGUAUGGCUGAGGCUUUAAAACUUCAACAGAGUGUGGGAUUAAGUGAACAUCAAAUGGUUUCGUUUGCAGACAUAGAUAAAUUUGAACAGGCCUUAGAUGUUAAAAUUGUGGUAUGGUACAGAUGUCCUCAAAAGGAUGUGUUCCUGAAUCACCAAACAGAUACUCGAGCAAAAAACAAAACUGUAUUUCUGUUUCUUCAUGAGAAUCAUUUCUAUGGUAUUGUUAACUUGAAAGGUUUUCUGGGUGCUGCCUAUCUGUGUAAUUACUGUUACACCGCCUACAGUAAUCGAUCAGGCCAUCGGUGUGAGGGACACUGUAAUGUGUGUUUUUCACCAGCCUGUAACAGUGAGUCCUCUGUAAAGGUAAAAUGUAACGAUUGCAAUCGUUAUUGUCGAUCACAGCUCUGUUAUGACGAGCAUAAGAUUCUCCGAGAUAAAGCCAACAGUGAAAAACAGGUUUCUAUGUGUGACAUUUUAAAACUUUGUACAAGGUGCUAUUCUCUCUAUAAAUGUGACCCGACAAAGCCACAGACUCAUAAAUGUCUUAGUCCUUACUGUAAGCAAUGUAAAGCAGUGUUGCUACCUCACACUGAUCAUAAAUGCUUCAUUCAAAUGCUUAAACCUAAGGAACCCACAGACAAAUAUGUGUUUUAUGAUUUUGAAUGUCGGCAGGAAGCUGGCGUGCACAUUCCUAAUUAUUUGUAUUGCAUGCACAUGGAUGGUGAAUCAUGGUUUUGGGAGGGCGAGGAAUGUGUGAAAAAGUUUUUUGAAAGGUAUCGCAGACCUUGUUAUGCCGGCUAUACUUUCUUGGCACACAAUGCAAAGUCUUAUCACAGUUAUUUACUGAUGAAUUAUUUAGUAACCAACGGUAUUAACCCACAUAUCAUAGCUCAGGGUAGCAAGUUGAUGUGUUUUACAGACAAGGCUUUUAAGAUGCAUUACAUUGAUUCCUUUAACUUUUUGCCCAUGAAGUUAAGUGCCCUGCCUGCAGCUAUGGGAUUUGAAGCCAAAAAAGGAUAUUUUCCUCAUUUUUUCAAUACUGCUGAAAACCAGAAUUACGUAGGCCCCUAUCCUGAACCAUGUUACUACGGGGUUCAGCAAAUGAUGUCUAAAGAUCGUGAUGCCUUUUACAAAUGGUAUGAUUCGAUUAAGAAUGGUGUUUUUAAUUUCAGAGACGAAAUGGCGUUCUACUGCAAAAAUGAUGUUGAAAUUUUGAAAGAGGCAUGUAUCAAAUUCCGUACCGAGGUUUAUGCAAUAGGGCAGAUAGAACCCUUCCAAUGUACCACCAUUGCUUCACUGUGCAUGGCUAUGUAUAGAAGUAAAUUCAUGCCUCAAGACACAAUAGCGACCAUUCCUCCCGACAAUUACCGUGAGCAGCAAAAAAGCUUUUCAAAUGCCUCGAUACAAUGGUUAAUGUAUGUAGCAGAAACUGAAAAUGUUUUCAUUCAACAUGCUUUAAACUACGGAGAGCUUAAAAUGGACGGUUAUGCUGUGAUUAAUGGUAAGCGUACGGCUUUUGAAUCUGCAGGGUGUUUUUUUCAUGGUUGUCCCUUGUGCUAUGAUUCGGCCGAUGUAAACCCCUUAAGCAAAGUAUCGUGUGGUACGAUGUGUCAUCACUUUGAUGAAAAGAUUGAAACAUUGCAAAAGGUUUACGGGUUGGAAGUCAGAGUUAUUUGGGAACAUGAAUGGAACACACUGAAAAAACAGCCUAAAGUUCACGAUUUUCUGGUUCGUUCUGAUUUUCCAGAACGUAUAAAUCCUCGUGAGGCUCUGUUUGGGGGUCGUACAAAUGCCAUUACAUUACAUCAUGUGGCCCAGGAAAAUGAAAGGGUGGAAUACUUUGAUUUCACUAGCUUGUAUCCGUUUGUUAACAAAACAAAAGUGUACCCCGUAGACCAUCCUGCCAUAAUUUACCAUAAUUUAAGACUUGAGCCAGUACUUUGGAUUGUUCAAAUUAACUGUUCUGCCUCCUAGGGGUCUUUAUUUCCCUGUACUGCCAGCCCGCAUCUGUGGUAAAUUAAUGUUUACCCUCUGCCGCUCAUGCGCGGAAACACUAAACCAGACUGGGGUAUGUAAUCAUACCUCUGGAGAAAGAGCCUUGACAGGGACAUGGUGCAGUGUAGAGGUAGUCAAAGCUCUUGAGAAAGGUUACAAAGUGUCUAAAAUACAUGAAGUUUGGCAUUUUCCUCAGAAAUCUGACACUCUCUUUACAGGUUACAUUAAUAGUCAUCUCAAGGGGAAACAGGAAAGUUCAGGUUACCCUGCUCAUUGUACCGAUGAGGAGCGUAAAGAGCGUUAUAUUGCUGAAUAUUUUCAGAAAGAGGGGGUUCAAUUAGAUCCUCAAAACAUUAAUGUUAAUCCAGCUAAAAGACAAAUCUCCAAACUAUGCCUCAAUAGUUUGUGGGGAAAACUAGCCCAGAGAACUAACCAGCUCUCUACAAGCUUGGUAAAGGAUCCUGACCAGUUUUUCCAUUAUCUCUUUUCAAAAAGAUAUCAGGUUUCGCAUUUUUGUUUUGUAAGUGAUACGGUGGCUCAGGUUCAGUGGCGUUACGCUUCUGAUACCUAUACUCCCACAGGUAAUGUAAACGUAUUCAUAGCGGCAUUUACAACCGCUUACGCCCGGCUAGAGCUCUAUAACCUCUUGGAUCGUCUGCAGGGUCGCUGUCUGUAUCAUGAUACGGACUCUGUAAUCUUUGUCAGCAGGCCCCAGACUUGGCGUCCAGAACUAGGCGAUUAUCUUGGUGAUUUAACUAGCGAGUUAAAGCCGGGGGAAUACAUUACAGAGUUUGUGUCAGGGGGCCCUAAAACAUAUGGAUACGUCACAAACAAUGGAAAAACAUGUCUCAAAGUAAAGGGGAUUACCCUAAACUAUGAGAAUUCCAAAUUAAUUAACCUCGCUUCAUUAAAAGACCUUGUACAAAACUUUGUGAAUCAUGAUAGAAACACCCCCUCGGAGCAUAUCAUGAUUCGUGGCUCCCAGAUUCACCGUAAUAAAAAAGAAUUUCAAUUGGAAAACAAACCACUCCAGAAAACCUUUCAAAUAGUCUACAAUAAGCGAGUCUUGCGGUCUGAUUUUACAUCUCUUCCUUAUGGAUACUGAAGAUGGUUUUGAUAUUAGACUAUCCGUACCUUUUGCAGCUAUAAUAUCGGGCCCCUCCAAUUCAGGCAAAAGUUAUUUUGUGAAGCAGCUUUUAGAAAACUCUCAACAGAUCUUUUCCCAAACCCCUGAGAAUAUCAUUUGGUGUUAUAGCUGCUGGCAGGCACUAUACAAUGAAUUGGCACUUAAAUUUAAAAAUAUCAAAUUUAUUGAAGGCAUACCAGAUUCAUUAACCGAUGAUAAUUUAAUGCCUCCUAACAAAAUCAAUUUACUCAUUGUAGAUGACUUGAUGGACGCAGCUAUCGAAAAUGAUGAAAUACAGAAAGCUUUUACAAAAUACGUUCAUCAUAGGAAUUUAUGCAUGCUGUAUUUGGUUCAAAAUUUGUUUUUUCAAGGAAAAAUGAGUCGUACCAUAAACUUGAAUGCCAAUUACAUUAUUCUGUUUAAAAACCCUCGAGAUAAACUUCAAAUCAACACACUAGCCCGUCAGAUGUACCCCGGUAACUCCAAGUUUUUCUUAGAAGCGUUUGAAGAUGCGACAAAAAAACCCUAUGGUUAUCUUUUAAUAGACUUGAAGGCACUAACCCCCGAAGCAUACCGUCUAAGAACUGGUUUAUUUACUCCUGAUUGGCCAGUUGCUUAUAUCAUGAGAAAUACCAAGACAAAACACUUAUAAGCGGCCGGUUAUUGCGCUAAAACUUUUAUUUAUCUAGGCUUUGCAACAGCGCAGCAUGUCGGCUAGAAUAAAACGUAAGCUCCAUCUCUUAAAGAGCAUAGUUCAUAGCUCUGCUCAUCAGAGAAGAGCAAUUUUACGAAACGCUUCAGACGAUUUUAUCAAAUCUAUUGUGGAAAUUGCCUUAAAUGCCUUAAAGGGUCACAUCCCCUUAACUUCGAGUCAGUUAAACACUCUCAAAAAGCAGCGGCGGGUUAUAAAGAGCCUAUGCAAUAAGAACCAUUCAAUUAAAAAGAAGAAAAAAACUGUGAAUCAGAGUGGUGGUUUUAUUGGCGCUUUAAUAAGGAUUGCAUUGCCUUUUUUAUCAGGACUCUUAACGCCUCAAAGUUAAUUUGUAAAAAAUGACUCACUCCCAGAAAAUGUUUCUGAUACCACAACAUCAACUCGAUAGACUUCGACAGCCUGAGCCCCAGCACCCCGAGCCUAUUAAAAAAGCAGUUGAAAGCCAACUUGACUGAAAUGAAAAGCAUUCUACUUAGAACUGACAUCAGUGACCAUGAGAAAGUUAAGCUAUACACCAGCUCCUUACAGAGAUAUCUAACCUUGCUUAAACAGAGUGAAAAAGAGUUUAAUACCCUGACAUUAAUUACACCCCCCUCUGAGGAAACGGCCCAACCGGCAGCAGAAUCUGAAUCUAAGAUAGUGACUGCUGUUAUGAGUAGCGUUCCCUCCAGAUCUAAGAAAAAUGCUAAUUUUAUUUUAAAUGCUAUGUCUCAGAAUGCUUUGGUUACCUCAUGGAAUGAUCAAGGGGAAUUCAUUCUUAGGGGCAAGAACAUUAGAGGGUCGCAUAUGGUUGAUUUAAUCAGGGCUGCAACGGGGCAUACCCAUAUCCCUGUACAUAGGUUACCUGUAGGAUGGGCCGAAUUCAUCAAAGGUUUGUCUGUAAUAAAUGUCCCCUAUUCUACAGUACCUAAUUCUCAAACACGACAACUCAUAGAAGCUUAUAAAAAACGACCCUUAGAGACCCAUAUGCAUAAGAAGCAGAAAAAAAGGCAGCAGUUAUGGGAAACUUAUUAAGAUGUUACUGUUUUUAUUGAGUUUACAUAUCUUUACAUUUUGUUGUAUAUUCAUGCAAAUGCUGUGUAAACAUUGUCUGAUACAUUUUGUUGUAUAUUCAUGCAAAUGUUAUAUAAACAAUGUCUGAUAUAUAUGUAUAUAUAUAUAUAUAUAUGUCUUUACAGCAAUAAAAAUAUUUAU